Anguilla rostrata (American eel) is the source of this 10703-nucleotide messenger RNA. RefSeq names its product mediator of RNA polymerase II transcription subunit 13-like. The record is from RefSeq and is a predicted model, not a curated record. The transcript is spliced from 31 exons. Gene Ontology annotation, molecular function: transcription coregulator activity. Gene Ontology annotation, cellular component: mediator complex. NCBI's taxonomy places the organism in Eukaryota, Metazoa, Chordata, Actinopteri, Anguilliformes, Anguillidae. The coding region runs from base 1605 to 7973 and encodes 2122 amino acids. Gene Ontology annotation, biological process: regulation of transcription by RNA polymerase II.
UGUGGGCGCAGUCUCACACACACACGCGCGCUCGGAGUGAGAGUCACACAUAUUCAUGCAUACACACACAUUCACUCACGAAUGUAAGAUGAAAGGCACCGAGACAUAAACAAUGCCAGUUUAGGGACUCACAGGUUCCGAAGCCCAUUGGUUACAAUAGCGGGCAUAUCGGCAUUUUCACAAACCUGACUUUCAGAGGGCGUUUUUUUUUUUUUUUUUUUUUGUAUUUUCAUGAUUUUUUUUUUAAAGGGAUAAAGACGCGAAUCGCGAGUCAGCCGUUUUCGGGGUUGUGGUUUAAGCUUUGGUCAGCUAUCUUGCUAGCUGGCUAAAUUUAUAUUUAUUAAUCAUAACGCCAGGCGAGGAUUGCCACCAUUGCUGAACUGUCAUCAUCGACUUCGUGACUCUUAUUAUUAUUAAACAUAUUGCUAUUGUUAAAGCUCGAGAACCCUUAGCGUUCAGAUGGCUGAGAAAGGACGUUUCGUAAUGACAUAAAACAGAGGAAGGAAGGAUUUUAAAACCCGUGUUUUGUGUAACGCGCUGCUGUUUUUGUGAUGAUAGACUGACAGUAGGCUACUUUUUCAUUUGUUCAGGAACUGUGAACAUAUUGAACAUUCAGUAACGUUUGGCGGCUAGGACAUUUUUUUCGCUCGCUUAACAAAACGGAAGAGACAACCUUCUAUUUUUGUAUGCAGCCUGGUGUUAUUUGCAAAGUGAAACGGGGAUUAAAACAUUCCUGUUCUCUGUUGCCUCUAGUGUAGGCUACUACAGUUAGGGAACGGCGGUGGUAAGAAAGAUAUACUAUUUAUAGCACUUGCAAUUCUCGAAAACUAUCACAACUGGUGCAUAAGACUGUGGGCUCUGGCGGUUUCGAUUUUUUUUCCGUUUUUUUAUCUCUUGCUUUCGAGAUGAUAUAGGACUACGUCUUCAACGUUUUUGCACAGCGUGGUCGAUUUAUUGUUGGAUAUAAUGACAGACAUUGUUUUGGCGAUGUGCUUUUUGUGUAUGAAGUUCUGAAAACCUCGGGACUGCACUUGAAUUGUUGAUCAGUUUCAUUUUCUUUUUUUCGGAAGGAAACACGAAAAGACAGCGUGUGGAUUACAGCUACUGUUAUUUAAUCAAUAAAAUAACAACACGAAGACUGCCAUGGAUAUACUGUGGUAUUUUCCCUACAUGGAUUAAAACAAUGAUAUGUUGAUGUGCAUGUGUUUGGCGAGUCUGACCGAACUGAUCAGGAUUCUGAGAUUUAAAAAAAUCUCCACACGCUCGGAUUUACAAAAUAAACUCAUUUGCUUCGGAGGCAAGAUCGGAAAAUGCUGAAGAUCGCUCUUAUUAGUUACCCUUAAAAAUACACUUGCAUCUCAUUUUGGAAACCGACACGAUCGGGGAAUCAUAAUUUAAUUGUCUGUCGAUUUUUAUUUUCGCCGUUGGUGUGGAGGAAUUUUAUUUCAGUUUUCAGUCCUGCUCUGGCUGUCAUUAUUUCGUGUUUUGGCGACAGAUACCGUGGCUGACGUGUGAACGAAGCAAUUCUCCACCGCGACUCGGUCUUGGUACCGACACAGGGAUUUCGACAUGACUAGUACCGACAACCCGGUCGGCGGACGAUUAUGACUACAGCAGCGAAUUGGGUGGCUAACGGGGCGAGUCUUGAAGACUGCCACUCCAACCUCUUCUCCCUGGCGGAGCUGACCGGCAUCAAAUGGCGGCGCUACGGGUUCCGCGGGGGGGGCGGGUGCGGCCCGGUCAUUUCGGCGCCGGCCCCGGACGACCCCAUCCUGCGGAGCUUCACCCGCUGCGUGCGGGCCAACCUGCUGUGCGUGUGGCGCCGCGACGUACGCCCCCACGCCAAGGAGCUCUGGAUCUUCUGGUGGGGGGAGGAGCCUAACCUGGCCGACGUCAUCCACCGCGAGCUGGAGGUUGAGGAUGAAGGUCUGUGGGAGAACGGGCUGUCCUACGAAUGCCGGACCCUUCUGUUCAAAGCCAUCCACAACCUGCUGGAGAGGUGCCUGAUGGAGAAGGACUUUGUGCGAAUCGGCAGGUGGUUUGUCAAGCCGUACGAGGAGGAGGAGAAGCCGCUCAACGCCAGCGAGCACCUCUCCUGCGCGUUCACCUUCUUCCUGCACGGAGAGAGCAACGUGUGUGUGAGCGUGGAGAUCGCCCGGCACCAGCCAGUCUACCGUGUGAGGGAGGGGCACCUCCUGCACGCCCAGAUCUCCUCCAGCCCCCUGCAAGUGGUCCUCAGCCCGUACGGGCUCUGUGGCACGCUGACGGGACAGGCCUAUAAGAUGUGCGAGCCGGCGGUCCGGAGGCUGAUGGAGGAGUGGAGCCACUUCUACCCCGCGGUCCUCCGGCGGGGGGAGGGCGCGUGCGAAAACGCCGACCCCGCCUACGACCCCCACAGCCACGUGGCCGUCGAGGUCAUCGUAGGCGGUGUCCGGAUGGUUUACCCAGCAGCCUUUGUGCUCAUCGACCAGGGCGACCUGCUGGUGGAGCAGAUCUCGCCCACCCUGGGCACGCAGGGGCCAAUCAGGGACCCCUCCGGCUGCAGCGUACCGCUAACUCCGCCUACCUCCCCGGAGCAGCCCUGCUCAGGCGACAGUGGCUUCCACACCUCAGUCUCCAGUGUCGUGGGACAGGACGGAGGCGGAGGCGCUGGCUCGGUUAGCCACAGCCCAAAGCAUUCUGGGAGGACGCUGACCAAUCAGGCGGUGCGUCAGGCAUGGAAGGAGUGCUAUCUGAACCAAUCGCAGCACAGGUGCAGUUUACCCAGCUCUAGGACACCUGGAGAUGAGAUGCCAAACGAGGCGCCGGUCUGGGACUUCAUCGACCCGGGCGAGAGGGCAGCCUGCCAGUGCUCCAGGUACAGGUCAAAGCAGCAGAAACAGAGGCAGGGGCACACAGCGACCUCCGACCCCGAGCCCGGUGCCAACCCCGCCCCCGCGGCCCCAUCCCUGCCCCCGCCCGCCCUCCCCAAGCACAAACCGGCCGAGAAGCCGGAGAAGCCUGACAAGCAGCCCAAGCGCACCGCCCUGACGGCCUUCCACCACCGGCCCCCGCCGGACCAGCAGGACGCCUGCCUGGAACAGGACCCCGCCGUGGGCCUGCCGGUGCCCGAGCCCCCCCUGGAGCCCCUGCCCCCCCACAAGUACCCCAAGCCCCUCCCCGUCGGCGGGAAGCCCCCCGAGGCCUUGCUGCACUCCCCGGCGUCGCCCCUGCCCCCCACCCUCAGCCCCCAGCCGCGGCUGCAGGAGGCGGAGCCGCUGGAGCCCCCCGCGUGCCUGGCCCCCUGCUCCGCGGAGGCGCUGAUGGGCCAUGCGGGGCCCGAGCUCAGCGACACGGCGCUGUACGCCGCCCCCCUGGCGCAGGAGCCCCGCCGGCGCUGGUGGGCCGGCUACAGGGUGCCCCGCGCGGACGGGGCGGAGUUUCAGGCCCCCGAGCUGCCCGGGGAACGAGCGGAGAGCAAGAGUGAGACUGAGGGGCUGGCACUGAAGAGGCUCUUCGCUCAGACCCACAAGCGCUUCAAGGUUUCGGAGGAGAGGGUACGGGAGCACGUCCACGCCCUGGGCCUCCUGAGCCAGCCCGGCGUGGAGGGGCUGGAGGGGCUGGAGGGGCUGGGGGACCCCGGGGACGACCCCUACACCUUCAAGGACGAGGACGUGGAGUACAGCUUCCCCACCUCCAAACGCCUCAAGGGCCAGGAGAGGGACCUCGGGCGGAGGUCCAAGGGAGAAGACGUCACGGGCAACGGAGCAGUGCCUGAUGGGAAAGACGCCAUGUCCAUCUUCAGUUCGGCGCCCAAAUCUGACGAUUCGUCGCAGGACGACGCGGCGGCCAAAGCCAACCCGCCGCUCACCAGGGAGAAGGACCUGGUGGUGCUCAUCUCCGACCUGGAGAACAUCUUCGACAACUCUGAUGAGGACGAGCUGGGGGCCGCUUUCUCCAACCAGCAGUCAGCCAAGGCCCCAGCCGCUGGAGCUGAAGAUCGCCCCCUAGCAAAGGAAGGGAGAGUUGCAGUGCCGUACCCUUCAACAGUUGCAGAUCUCCAGCGUAUGUUUCCCACACCUCCCUCCCUGGAGCAGCACCCCGCCUUCUCCCCCAUCACGACCUACCGGGACACCCCCAGCCAGGAGCCCCCGGCCCCCCCCUCUGGGUCGGACCACGCCCCGGCCCCCGCGUCCUCCGCCCAGCUCUCCGAGUUCCGGAUGGAGGUGGAGGAGUGUAUGGGCAGCCCGAAAGCAGAGGACAUCAGGGAUUUCUCCUUCGUGCACCGCGUCCCGUCGGUCCAGCCGCACGUGGGCUCCUCCGUGUUCGCCCCCCUCCGCACCCUCCCCAGCAGCUGCCUUCCGCCCCUCAAGAUUCCCGAACACUGCUACUACCGGCCGUCCUGGUCCCUGCCGCCCAAGAUGGAGCAUCUCGCCCUGCACCCGCAGGCCCCCUUCCUCCGGGACGGCAACGUCCCCAGCGUGAGCAGCCUGCUGGACCAGGACUACGCCCAGCCCAGCUCGGGCAUCGCCUCCGUGGGCAACGCGGGCGGCGUCCUCCCCUCGCCGGCCACGCCCCGCUUCUCCGUCCCCACCCCCCGGACCCCCCGCACCCCGCGCACCCCCAGGGGGGCGGGCGCCUCCAGCGGCCAGGGCUCGGUCAAGCAGCAGGAGGGGGCGGAGCUGAGCUCGCCCGCGUCCACGCCCUCCACCGGGCGGCCGCUGAGCUCGGCGGAGGAGCCCCCGCCCGCCGCCGCCGCCGGCCCCGCCCUCCCGGAGUCCCACAGCCUCUACGCCACGCUCCUGCUGUCCGACUCGGUCCUGGACGUCUUCCGGGACCGCAACUUCGACAGCUGCUGCGUGUGCGCCUGCAACCUGAACGUGAAGGGCGCCGACGUGGGCCUGUACAUCCCGGACUCGUCCGGCGAGGACCAGUACCGCUGCACCUGCGGCUUCAGCGCCGUGGUCAACCGCCGGCUGGCCCACGGCGCCGGCCUGUUCCUGGAGGACGAGCUCGACAUCUUCGGGCGGGGCUCGGAGGUGGGCGGGGCCGCCGAGCGGCGGCUGGAGCUGUGCCGGCGGGCGGAGCCCCCCGCCGCCGCCGCCCCCUUCGCCGUCCUGGCGCUGCUGCGCGACCAGUGCUCCGUCCCGCUGGCCUCGCCCGCCUCGCUGCACCUGCACCCGGCCUGCGGCUCCGGCGACGGCCGCCGGGGGGCGCUGCUGCGCGGCUGGGCGGCCGACCAGCGCUGGGCCGACGGGAGCGACGCCUGCGCCGAGUGCUACAGCGCCCUGCUGCAGGGCCAGCAGUACGCCGACAACGCCGCCGCCGGCCCCGUGGACCGCGCCCUGGUGCGGAGCGGCGCGCUGCACGCCUGGCCGCACGCUAACGUGCUGGACAUCAGCAGGCUGUCCUCUCAGGACGUGGUGCGCAUGCUGCUCUCGCUGCAGCCCGUGCUGCAGGACGCCAUCCAGAAGAAGCGCACGGGCCGGACCUGGGAGAACAUCCAACACGUGCAGGGCCCGCUCACCUGGCAGCAGUUCCACAAGAUGGCCGGCCGGGGCUCCUACGGUUCGGAGGAGUCUCCCGAGCCGCUGCCCGUGCCCAGCCUGUUGCUAGGCUACGACCGGGACUUCCUGGCGCUGUCGCCUGCUUCGGACGCUGCUGGCCUGCGGGCAGGCUGCCCCGUGCUGCGACCGCCUGUCGGCCGCGCCUUCCGUCAGCCGUGCGCCCUACCGGCCCCUUCCCCACUCACCCUUCCUUUUAAAUCAGGCACAUUUUUUGGCACUCCUUUACCAAUCCCCCCCUCUCUCUCUCUGCCCCAGACCUGCCGGCUGGGGAAACACCGCCCCCUGGCCAAGGUGUCCCGGGACGGCAUUUUUCGGGUGGGCGGCGUAGAGCCGCAGGACCUGGUGGAGGACCUGGUGGACCAGUGGUUUACCGAACCGUGGGCCGGGAGCAACCAGGAGGACAAUCUGGCCAAACUGAAGCUCUACGCCCACACCUGCCAGCAGCUGCUGGCUCCUCAGCUGGCGUCUCUCACCCUGGACAGCAGCCUGCUCCUGCCCCCGAAACCCCAGCCGACGCCGCCGCCCCCCGCGCCCACGGCCACGCCGGCCGCCCCGCCCCAGGGCGCCGCCCCCGCCACCGCCGCAGCCCCCGACGGAGCCACGCCCUCCGUCGGCUCGGUCAGCACGCCCACGCCCGGGGGGGCCACGCCGGGCGGGGCCGACGCGGCGCAGGGGGGCGCCGCCGAGUCCAAGACCCCCGCUAACGCGACGCCGUCCCCUGCCCCGCCUGCAGAGGGCGCUGAGAGCUCAGCGGACCGGGAGCGCAUCGGGAUCCCCACGGUGGCGGAGUCGGCGGACAGCCACGCCCACCCCCCCGCCAUCGUGCUGUACGUGGUGGACCCCUUCCUGUGCGCCGGCGGCGACCAGGAGGACGAGGAGGCGGAGCCUGCCAGCGUCUGGCUCCUGGGUCUUCUUCGCUGUUUCACCGAGCUGCUCCGCGCCCUCCCCGAGAACCUCCAGCCGGCCCUCGCCCUCCAGGUGGUGCCCUGUCAGUACCUGCUGCAGCCCGCUGGCGGGGGGGGCCCGCUGUACCUGCAGCACCUGCGCUCGCUGGCUUUCUCCGCCUACUCGCACAGCCGCCGCCCACUGCCCCUGCGCACGCACAUCAAGUCCCUGACCGGCUUCGGACCCGCCUCCUCCACCGAGUCACACUUCAGCAACCCGGAGCGCGCUGCCCCCCUGCCGCUCUACGCCCCGCCCUUCAUCCUGGGCCCCACGCGCAGCAAGCAGCUGGACGUGGGCGAGGCCUGCGGAGAGGGCGUGGCCCGCUACGGCGUGCUCUUCCUGGGGUACUGCCUGUCCCACGACCAGCGCUGGAUCCUGGUGUCCUGCACCGACCAGCAGGGGGAGCUGCUGGAGACCUGCAUCAUCAACGUGGACGUGCCCAACAGAGCCCGCAGGCCGAAGGUCUCUCCGCGGAAGAUGGGUCUGCAGAAGGUGUGGGAGUGGUGCGUCGGGAUCAUCCAGAUGACAUCGCUGCCUUGGAGGAUUGUGAUUGGCCGGCUGGGGCGCCUGGGACAUGGGGAGCUGAAGGACUGGAGUGUUCUCCUGGGGGAGCACUCUCUGCAGUCCAUCAGCAGGCAGCUGCGGGAGGCGUGUCGGAUGUGCGGCAUCUCCGCCAGCGACUCGCCCUCCAUCCUCAGCGCCUGCCUGGUUGCCAUGGAGCCACAGGGCUCCUUCGUGGUUAUGCCAGACGCGGUGACCAUGGGCUCGGUGUUCGGCCGCAGCACGGCGUUAAACCUGCAGACGUCGCAGCUCAACACGCCGCAGGACGCCUCCUGCACCCACAUCCUGGUCUUCCCCAUCUCCGCCACCACCCAGGUGGCCCCCGGCACCUACCCCACGGAGGACAACCCGGACGACAUGUUCGACUUGCCGUUUCCGGACGAGCUGGAGAACGACAUCGGGCACGACAUGAUGCUGAUCACGAACCUGCACCCCUCCCCCAACACCUCCCCCGUCCCGUCCCCUGGGUCCCCCGGCGGCAUGGGCGGGACGUCCCACUUUCCCCACAACAGGGGUCAGGGGGAGAGGCUGCUCUCCAGGGAGGCGCCGGAGGAGCUGAAGCAGCAGCCCCUGGCUCUGGGGUACUAUGUCUCCACCGCCCGGGCCGACGGCCUGCCCCACUGGUUCUGGGCCUCCUGCCCGCAGGCUCAGAACCAGUGCCCGCUCUUCCUCAAGGCCUCCCUGCAUCAUCACAUAUCCAUCGCCCAAUCAGACGAGCUCCUCUCUAGCAAGACCUCCCAGAGGAGUCCCCACCCCCUGGACUCCAAGACCACGUCCGACGUGCUCAGGUUUGUGCUGGAGCAGUACAACGCCCUCUCCUGGCUGACCUGCAGCCCUGCGUCUCACGACCGCCGCUCCUGCCUCCCGGUGCACUUGGUCGUCCUCACGCAGAUGUACAACGCCAUCCUCAACAUGCUGUAGGCGGGGCGGGACCUGACUCCGCCCGUAGAGUUCUCUGUCAGGGGGCGGGGCAUCUGCACAGCAGGAGGGCGGGGCACGGGGGUGGGGUCCAUGCCCCAACUCUUCACCUGUUGACCUCUCACGGUGCUCUGGUCAACCACAGACCCCGCCUCAUCAGCUGAAAGAUGGAGAGUUUCCUGUCCCUAACGCAUCACUUCCCCCUCCUCCUCUUUUGGGUUUCAGGGGGAGGAGCCGUCCUGUCACCCUGUCUAAGGGGGCGUUCCUAGAGUUUUAAGACCGUUUAAUUGCAUUCUGGUGCCAGUUUGCCCUUGCACAAAACAGUGAGUGUCAGUCAUGCAGAGAAAAAUGUAUCUUAUUUAUUGAGGAAGUACAUGCGUUCAUUCGGAUGGUGUAACACAUAAAUCAGCGUAAAUCAGCUACCUGGAGAAAGGACCAUGAUGUACACUUCCUGUGGCUUUAAUUUUCAAACACUGACGUCUUUCAGAGAAUGUUACAUGAAGCUUUUUUUUUUUUUUUUUAAAUAUAAGCUUUAACUUAAGCUAUGCUUAGUUGAUCAGUAAUACUGUAGUAAUGUACGGUGAUACUGUCAUUUGUUUUAAAGUGUCAUGUCGCGAAAAAGCCAGGUACAUUCUGAAUUAAAACCAAGGUGGUGGUGCAGCCUUUGCAGUGUAUAUUCAGAAUAGAAUCUGCAGGGUUUGUGAGCAGUCUGUCUGGAUCUCUCUGAGAACUGGACUGUCUUACAACAGAUGCUAUGAAGGAUGGGAAAUGUAGUUUUCGCUGCCGCGUGUGAUUUUAUGAGGAAAUCCGUGUUUGUGGGCUGUCAAAGUGCCUUUUCCUGCGAGUCGUUUUUCAGAUAUGCUCAGAAGGCGGCGAUGCCGCUAAGUUCAUACGCAGCUAAAUAUGAAAUGGAGUGUGAUACAGGCAAGAACAGUCCUACCCAAAUGAGCAUUAAACUACAUUAAAUGAAUAACAGCAACAAGCUAAUGACUGGCUCUGAAAAAAACGAAUAACAAGGAAGCUGCAGCUAAUUGGGUGUUAGGACUGGUGAAGGUGCUAGCGGGGGUUGGGGUGGAGGAAGCGAGGUGCAUUCUGGGUCUUCGGGCCGGAAGAUGGCCGAUGUCUGCGCUGUUUUAUAUGCCCUAGAAGGCUCUUUUCACCAGCGAGGGCCCAAAGUGAUUGACUAGCAGAAAUGCAGAUGCUUCCAUUUGCUAUGCCUGCACAGAUCUGACCUCCAUUUUGUGAAGGGCAAAACUGUGUAAAGUGUGCAAAGACGGGCUUUCUGUCUUCCCCCAUUGGCUGAGCUGGUCAGUGCAGUGGCACUCAGUAGAAGUGUCAGUCUGUGGAACGAGGAGGCGGGGUUUGUGUCUCCGGUGGGCUGCGAUCCCGCCUUGAACUGAAGUACCCACCCACCAAUCGGGCGGCUCAGCACUCCGGGUCGUCAUAGCAACAGACACUCAAGUAAACCCUACGAUACACCAGCAUCAUGGACCAAAGCAGGAAGUAGGAUCAGAACCCCACCCCCCGCCCCCCCAUCUUCUGCUUAACCAUUCAAAAGUGAACGUUCUGCAGUUCUUCCAGACUCCUCAAAGGGGCGCUGUUUCUUUUCGCCGGUGACAUUUUUGCAGCUCGGUUCCUGUCGGACCUGGUUUUUGUGAUUCUGAGGGCAGAGAACUUCCUCUGCAGGUCAGCGUCAGAAAAAAGGCACUUUUCUCUUUUGUUUUGAAGUGGACAUUUUAUUCUUGUAGAUACAAAAGUGAUGGAGUGAUUUUUGAGAAAUUAAAAGAAAAAACAUGGACUUGUGUAUAUGUAAAGCUGACUUUUUUUCAAAGAAUUGUGACUAUUUUUAUUAAUUAAAAUGACAAUGGAAAUUUAAAAUAAUCAAGGCCUUUUCCAAGAAGCAUUAUGAUUGCCUUGGGAUUAGAAAUGGAAAAUUUCAUUUUACAGGAAAAAUUAUCUAAAAUUUCUCAUCGUAUUUAUACAGCCAUAUAUACAAAUGUAUGUAACAUGUUCUAUAUAAAUAUGUACGUCCUUAAAUCAGACGCAAAAGAGGAGAAUUUCACAUGGAAAAUUUUUCUUAAAUUAUGGAAGAUAAUGCAUUUUAGUUUGUCCUGUACUUUUGUAUUGAUAUUGUUACGAAAUGUCGUUAAGCAAUUUUUAACUGUAUGAGAUGUGGGAAGUGAAUACAGCAAAAAGGAUAUCAAAUAUGCUUCUUCUGCUUCGAGACACACUUGAAAUGGGCAAAUGACUUUAAAAGCGGUUUGUAUUUUGAGCAUUAAAAUUGUAUGUUUAACUAAUACGCAUUAUUUUAAGUGGUGGUUGGAAAGCUAACCCAACCAUUCAACUUUUCUCCAUCUCCUUCCUGGAAAUAGCCCUGAUAUUUGUACAAUUCUUUGCAUGUUUGUAUAUAUACACACACCCGUCUGCUACGUUUUUCGAACUUCAGAAAGCAGUAGGCCUACAUUUCAUUGGCUGGUUAGAUUUUUUUUUUUUUAUGUAGCUGUUUAUAUUUUUGCAGUGGGAUUUUGUUUCUUGUUAAUUUGGUUUUAGAGGUCUGGGUGGGGCUAAGUGGAUUGUUGCCAUGGUAUCAACACUAAAGAGGAGGGGCAGGAGAGGCUGAGGAUUUGAUACACCUGCUGUCAUUUUGAUUAUUGGUCGAUCUCCUUUGCAAAAGAGAUCUAUGUCUUUUACACUCUUUUUUUAAAGUAAAUUAUUAAAUUAUGGAAAAACGGA